Molecule: messenger RNA, 2442 nt
Organism: Salvia hispanica
Lineage: Eukaryota; Viridiplantae; Streptophyta; Magnoliopsida; Lamiales; Lamiaceae
Source: RefSeq, a predicted model, not a curated record
AUGGCUGCUUAUGGAGCUCUGGUUUCUCUUAUGCAUAUCUUAGAUACUCUUGAAAAACAUCCUUCUCCUCCCAUUUCUAUCGACGAAAAACAAGUUGAAUCUCUCACUCAAACUGUUACCUUCUUGCAAGAGUUUCUUGAUGGUUAUAUUUCCCCUGUUUUCGAUAGCCACGAAGCUGAUCCAUUGGAGCGCCGCUUUGCUGAUGCAGUUCAUGCAGCGGAGGAUGUUAUUGAAUCCCAUAUUGUGGCUCAAAUUGACAGAGGAUCCACAGCCGUUGAAGAUCAUGACCUCUAUCAUGAUCUACAGAAAGUGAUGGAAGAAAUGAAUCUGGUCAAGAAAGAAGUGACUGAGACUGCAGCCAUUGCUCAGCUGCGGAGAAAGGUCUUCUCGACUCAUGCUGCUGGUUCAUCGAUGUCUUCUUCCACUGUGAACGAAAACGUGAUGGUGGGCUUUGACCAAGUGUUUCUUGAAGUUUUGGAUAAGCUUACCGGAGAUCAACUCAACCGCCAAAUCAUCCCCAUUGUGGGGAUGGGCGGAAUUGGUAAGACCACUCUCGCUAGAAAUUUAUUUGAGAAUAUACUUGUCAAGGAGCAUUUUGAUAUUCGUGCUUGGACUACAAUUUCUCAAACUUUUAACGUUAGAGAAACACUUCUAGAAAUUCUUUUCAAAGGAAGUAGCGAUUCGAGUAGUGAUCUUAGUGAAAAUGAGUUGGGAGAGAAAGUAUACAAGUAUUUAUGGGGUAAGAGGUAUUUGGUAAUAAUGGAUGAUAUGUGGAGUAUAGAGGUGUGGGACAAGAUCAAAUUUUUUUUUCCUGAUCGCCAAAAUGAGAGUCGAAUAAUCGUAACAACUAGGUUGUCAAACUUGAGUUUUCAGUUGAACAAGUCUUAUAGAGUUGGUAUGAAAUUUCUAGAUGAGGCUAGUAGUUGGAAUUUGUUUUGUAAGACUGUGUUUGGGAAAGAAAGUUGUUAUCUUGAGUUGGAGAAUAUUGGAAAGAAUAUUGUAGCAAACUGUAAAGGGCUUCCUUUAUCAAUUACAACAAUAGGGGGUCUUUUGGCAAACUCUGAGCGCACAAGAGAAUAUUGGGAGCAUAUCGAGCAAAAUUUAACUUCAAUUGUUAUGAACAGCAAUGAUGAAUUUUGUUUGAAAAUAUUAAGGAUGAGCUAUAUCUAUUUGCCAAAUUAUUUGAAGCCAUGUUUUUUGUAUAUGGGUGUUUUUGAGGAAGAUCGUAGUAUACGUGUGUCAAUGCUCCAUGAGCUAUGGAUUUCUGAAGGAUUUAUAAAACUAAGGAGUGGGAAAUGUUUAGAAAUAAUUGUGCAAGACUACUUCAAGGAGUUGGUUGACAGAAAUCUAAUUUUAGUUGACGAGUUGGGGUCUACUGGUAAUGUUAAGUAUUGUAAAAUUCAUGAUUUGAUGAGAGAUUUGUGUUUGAAAGAAGUUGAAAAGGAGAGGUUUUAUUAUGUCGUAAGAGAUUAUCAUCAGGCAAAUAAUAGCGAACGACGAGUUGUUCUUAAAACUUCAGCAUUGUUCAUAAGUGAAGUCUUGAGACAUUUGUCAUGCACUCGUUCCAUAAUAUGUGAUUAUAAUGGCUAUGAAGAGAGUGAUGGAGAAGUUCGACUGCCUCACAAUCUUAGGUUGUUGAGGACAUUUAGAGCAUCUGAUUCCUGGAAUGGUGAUUACCUCCUAGCUAAUGUGUUUGAAUUUGUGAACUCGCGGUACCUUGCUGUUAGAGUUUGCGACGACUCCAAAUUCCCUCCUUCGAUUGAACUGCUUUGGAAUCUACACACAUUGAUUAUUCAUUGUUCUUCGAAGGGUCUUAUUGCACCAAUUCAAAUUUGGAAACUGCAUCAACUUCAGCAUCUUGUGUUUGAGGAAGGCGAGGUGAUUCUUCCGGAUCCACCCAAAGGCGACAAAGACAUUGUUAUCAUGGAAAAUCUGCAAACACUCAAAGGAGUGAAGAAUUUGUUUUUGAAUGAAGAUGUGGUUAAAAGGAUCCCCAAUGUGAAGAAUUUGAAUCUAAGCUACCAAGUGAAGCAGAUGGAGCGAGCAAACUGCCUCGGCUAUCUUCAUUGUUUGAGUAAACUGGAAAUCUUCCGCUGCUCCACAGCAUUAGCAAGUGAUGAGUGUUGGCAGCGGAUUAGAUUCCCGCACUCCCUCAAGAAGUUGUCUAUUAUUGCCUCUAUUAUUGCCCCUUCUAAGCUAGAGUUGGAAGGCAUAAUGCUGAAAAUCGGUUCCCUGCCCCUUCUUGAGAAGUUUGUAAUAGAAGGUGGUUCUUUCAAAACAGAAUCAGCGGUGGUGUCAGCUAAAAAGAUAGUAGAAGAACAAGAGGAUUUAUAUGGCGACCAACUAGACCUUCAUGUUCUAGCUGUAGUUGAAAAUGAAGAAGAAGAAGCAUUGAAGACCUUGUCAAGUGCCAAAUUUGAAGUUCAAGUGGGAGGUUUUUAG